Messenger RNA from Knipowitschia caucasica, 612 nucleotides. NCBI's taxonomy places the organism in Eukaryota, Metazoa, Chordata, Actinopteri, Gobiiformes, Gobiidae. The record is from the annotation of a GenBank genome assembly.
AUGUCUGCGAGAGACGGCCACAAGAGGAAGGAGGAGGAGGAGGAGGAGGAGGAAGAGGAGGAGGAGGAGGAAGAGGAGGAGGAGGAGGAGAACGAGAAGGGGAAGGAGGAAGACGAGGAGAACAAGGAGGAAGACGAGGAGAAGGAGGAGUUGGUCCAAGACCACAGACUGGUCAUGAGACUGGUCAUGGUACAGUUGGUCCAAGACCACAGACUGGUCAUGAGACUGGUCAUGGUACAGUUGGUCCAAGACCACAGACUGGUCAUGAGACUGGUCAUGAGACUGGUCAUGGUUCAGUUGGUCCAAGACCACAGACUGGUCAUGAGACUGGUCAUGGUUCAGUUGGUCCAAGACCACAGACUGGUCAUGAGACUGGUCAUGAGACUGGUCAUGGUUCAGUUGGUCCAAGACCACAGACUGGUCAUGAGACUGGUCAUGAGACUGGUCAUGGUUCAGUUGGUCCAAGACCACAGACUGGUCAUGAGACUGGUCAUGAGACUGGUCAUGGUACAGUUGGUCCAAGACCACAGACUGGUCAUGAGACUGGUCAUGAGACUGGUCAUGGUACAGUUGGUCCAAGACCACAGACUGGUCAUGAGACUGGUCAUGUGA